This is a messenger RNA of Penaeus indicus, 4117 nucleotides long. It is a transcript of the gene fj, whose product is annotated as extracellular serine/threonine protein kinase four-jointed-like. Gene Ontology annotation, biological process: cell-cell signaling. The transcript is spliced from 2 exons. The coding region runs from base 722 to 2107 and encodes 461 amino acids. The record is from RefSeq and is a predicted model, not a curated record. NCBI's taxonomy places the organism in Eukaryota, Metazoa, Arthropoda, Malacostraca, Decapoda, Penaeidae.
AGGGAGGAAAGAAUGUGAGCGUGUUGCCCUGGAAAACUAGAUCUUCUCCUAGAAAGAGCUUUUUCACAGAAAUCGCGACUUAUGUUGAAUGAUAUAAGCGUCUACUUAGUGAACAAGCCGUUACAAACGGGAGAAACCGUCGUGGCAGUCUGAAAGACGAAUAUUAACGUGCUUUACACCUUGUAUAAAAAGCGAAGAAGAAAACUUAGACAUUAAUUUUUAAUUUGAGAGCACUGCGUGACAUUCCAUUUGAAAAUGACCAUGGGUGAUAUGAAAUGAUUUCGCUUUAGUUCGUCCUGUGGCAUGUUGAAUGCUAUAUACCCUUUUUAUCAGCAACUACGUUUGAACAUUCCUGUGAUCGAGCCUAUCAGAGACGUGCUCUUGACGUGUAUUUAUCAUUGACAAGAAUUCACCACAACAAAUGAAUGAUCACCGUUAGAAAUAUUUGAUAUAUAGAAAAUCUUCACCCGUGAAUUGACAGACUUAGGUAGUGUGCGCAAGUAACAAGAGGAGUAAAGGUUUUUGGAAUAUACGCAACGACACCGCGACCCUUUAGCAGCGGCAGAAUCAAGAUCCUUGCAUUGCGUUACUGAGCCAUUUCAGGUUAUGAUCUCAGCGAGUGAUGAUUCAAGCUGAAGUUGUUGUCUGACCGGCGCCUACUGUUCCAGUAAGGCCUCCCCCAGGGGGCGGCAGAGGGCCUCGUCUCCCGAGCCGCGGCAACAUGAAGGUCGAGGCUGGCUCCUUCAGCAUCUCCCUGCCCUCGACGCCGCUGCAGGCCCGAUCCUCCCGCGUCACCUGUGUUGUCGCUGCAACGCUCGCCUUCCUGCUGGGCGUUGCCGUAGGAAUGACAUUACCCAUUGUUCUAGUUCAUUCACCGCUUUCCUCUUCCUUUCAAGUGGAUUUUGACAGGCAAGAAGCUGCACGGGACACAGGAUCCUUCGUCCAACCGAUGAAGGAACCAGAAGGUGUACAGAGCCUCAUCGCACCUGAGCACACCUGGUCACCGUACAUCGCAAGCAAACUAGGCAUCGGCAACGACAGCAGCGGCAUUCCCUCCCUUCGUACCUCGAACGACGUCAGUGCCGUUGACCAAAAUGCCCUUCGAAGCGAGUGGAAGCGAAUGCCCUCCGAGAAUGACUUCCCUAAUGGAGAAGAAGCGGCAGCCUUGUUGAUCGAAGGAGUUUACUGGGGCGAUUCAGUGGAAGAAAAAUUACCGCCAGGAUUUUCUGAUAGUGAAGUGGAUGAAUGGCGCAAAUUCACGCGGCAACAUGCAGUUGUACGACUAGAGGAAGGAUGUGGACGCAUGCAAAAUAGACUGGUUAUCUUUGAAAAUGGUACAAAAUCAUGCUGCCGCUAUCGCCAAAACUAUGACCAAAUUCAAGGAGAAAUCUUCAGUUUUUACCUUAGUAGGUUACUAGGAUUGACUAAUGUCCCACCAUCAGCUUUAGGAGUUGUAAAAGCAGCUGAUUGGCAAUGGUCAAACGUAGGAAGCCAAUUGGCCUUGGCACAGUGGACGGAGGAAAGGCCCGUUGUUUUGACACGAUUCAUUGAGGGUCUGGUUCCAGCCUUCAUUCCAGCAUCUCUGCGGGAAGCAAAGCGACGCUUGCACCCAGUGAACGUAGAAGGCCAAGAUCCAAGGGACAUGACUGAAUUAGCCCAGUGGUCCGACCUCGUCAUAUUCGAUUAUCUCACAGCCAAUCUGGACCGAGUGGUCAACAACUUGUAUAAUAUGCAGUGGAACCCCAAAAUGAUGGAAGCUCCGGCUCACAACUUAGCACGACAUCAAAAAUCAGGAUUACUCGUAUUUCUGGAUAACGAGUCGGGACUGCUGCACGGAUAUCGACUCUUAGAUAAAUACGAGACUUUUCACUCCUCUCUCCUUAAGGCUGUGUGCGUCUUCCGGCGAUCCACCGCUGAGCGAGUAAGGCAGCUGGUACUCCGCCGGGAUGUGGGAGAUCGCCUUCGGAAAAUGUUCCGGCGAUAUGAACCGGACCUGCAGGACUACCUUCCACCGAUACCGGAUAAGUCUAUUAAGAUACUUAACGAACGCUUGCAGAAUGUUCACAAGCAGAUAGCAAAAUGCGAGAAAUGGUACAGAAAUUCAUAAUUGUAAAUUUCUGCAUUCAAAGGAAACCAAAAAUAUGCCCCACUAUCACCUGUGAUAUUGUUAAACUAUGGCCAAAUGUAAACUCCCUCGUGCUAAGAUUGUGCGGCUGGAUCCAUAUGGAGAAUGUAUGUGAAGCGAUCAGUUAUAUAUGGGAGAUGCGUAUGGACCAAUCCUAAUGAUUUUCCCGGAGUCACCCACGGUAGUGAGCUGGCCCUUGUGAACAUAGAACAUGCUCAGACUGAAACUUAGAUGAUGUGUGUGUGUGUGUGUGUGUGUGUGUGUGUGUGUGUGUGUGUGUGUGUGUGUGUGUGUGUGUGUGUGUGUGUGUGUGUGUGUGUGUGCGUGUGUGCAUAUAUAUACAUAUAAGUGUGUGUAUAUAUACACAUAUACAUGUGUAUGUGUGUGCGUGUGUGUGUGCGCGUAUGUGUGUGUGUGUGUGUGUGUUCCCGCGCGCGCGUGUGUAUAUAUAUGUGUAUAUGUGUGUAUAUAUAUGUAUAUAGAUGUAUACAUAUGUAUAUAUAUAUAUGCAAGUAUAUAUACAUAUGUAUAUAUAUGUGUGUGUGUAUGUGUGUCUUUGUAAGGAAGUAGUUAGUGAUUUCAUAACUGAUGAACAGGAAAAACUAUGGUGUCAAACUUGGGUUGCUUACUAUAUUGAAGGCCACCAAUGUCGAAUACUGGAAGAUCAGAAAUCACUAGGGUUGCUAAGUUAGAUAAGGCUUGCUGACUGUAAAGAUACUAAGGCUGAGUAAGAUCUAGAAUAGAGCACGAUACCUAGCCAUUUUGUGAAGGAGAUACAGACACCUUAAUCUGUCGCUUGUGGCGGCAUUUCUAAUAUAUGUUGGAAAUGCCGCCUUGUGAAAGAUGACUUGUAAAAGUACACGAGUGAACUCAACUGAAUUGGUAAAAACACCGGGAAAGUAUACAAGAAAUAAACAUGUUUGUCCUAAAGGGCAAGUAAAGUUAUAAUACAGACAUACGCACACGCACACGCACACGCACACGCACACGCAUACACACAUACACACAUACACACAUACACACACACACACACACACACACACACACACACACACACACACACACACACACACACACACACACACACACACACACACACAUGCACACAAACACUCAUACAAACAUUCACACACACACACACACACACACACACACACACACACACACACACACACACACACACAUGCACACAAACACUCAUACAAACAUUCACACACACACAAACGCACACACGUGCACACAUCCCACUAAACAAACACGCGCGGGCGCGUGAGAGCGUUUCGUACGUCGAGAGUGGAUGCCCUCUGGUGCUGUAAGCAGAAGCGGGCGGAGUUUGACAUGAAAUAACACCAAACUGACACUUAUGGUUUAGCUUUCCUCGAACGACCACUCAAAUAUCAUGGAAUAUGCACGUGAAUAAAUAUUUGAUCAUAUCAUGUUCAACAAAAAUCGCUGGUAUAUGCGGGCAACUCUACUUUUUCGGAAAGAUUCAUGAAAGUGGUCAGCGGGCGGAGUUAAGGUUCGUGAUUAUAGGUUAAGGAAUUGGGGUUGCCAAACACGUUUUUAACAAACACUGAAUUGUUUUUUUUUAUGGGAAAGUAAUGUAAAAAUGGGAUUGCAGAUAUCUUCUUAUAUAUUGUUGCCUUAUACGAGACCUGAAAUCAACGCAUUUUUACGCCGAGAUGUGUUACUUCACAACAGCAAAUUCACGUACUAGUAAAUACAUUUGUGUGUCAUGCCCUCAGAAGGCAAUUCUGGUCUCCGCCUUGCAGUCUUGUGUCCAUGGAAGAUCAUUGGGUGAAUCCACACGCUGUAACACUACGAGAAGCUCACGGGGAUGCUCCCCGGAAGACGCCCGGAUACGGACUCGCUUGCCAACCAUGGUUAUAAUUUUUCCCAGUAUGCACACACACACACACACACACACACACACACACACACACACACACACACACACACACACACACACACACACACACACACACACACACA